Molecule: messenger RNA, 14899 nt
Organism: Phasianus colchicus (ring-necked pheasant)
Lineage: Eukaryota; Metazoa; Chordata; Aves; Galliformes; Phasianidae
Source: RefSeq, a predicted model, not a curated record
CAGACUGAACAAUCCCAGCUUCCUCAGCCACUGCUCUUAAGGUUUGUGCUCCAGACCCCUCACCAGUUUCGCUGCCCUUAUUCCAUUCAAGCCUUACUGAAGUGAAGCUAUACUUUCUGUGAGGUACUUGCUGACAAGCAAUCAUAUUUGCUAAAGCAAGCUGGUAUUGUAUCGUCCUCCUGCAUUGUGCAUUUGAUUGCAGCAUAACCAAUUCCUGCUUUCAUGUGUAUGUUUGUUAAAUAGCUGGCAUAAUAAGUAGACUCCUGGUACUUACAGAAAAGGGAUACAGAAUUCCUCUGUGGAGUAAUACUUUGAGCAGUUGUGUUAUUCAGUUUAGGCAGUGUAGCACGGUGCCUUAACAAGGAUAUGUGCAUAUCCUGAAUUCUACGCAGCUAUAGCUGGGUGCCCUGUAGCUCCUUAAAGGAGUUUGAAACAUUACUUUCUUCACUUUCAGAACUUCAUGCUAUGUGCUCAUUUUGCUCAUCCACAGGUGGUGGAUUUUAUAGGAUAGUGCACCUUCUUUUCUUUUUUGUCCUCCAAGACACACAGAACAAUAUUAAGUUUAAAAUUAAAUUCUAUAUGAUUUUUUUUUCCUCUAGGACUCAUUAUUACCUUAGUCUUUCUCAUCUUUGGGUUCUUCUCUAUGUCUUCAUUGGGUACAAAGCCAGAAUUGUUUUAUGUGAUGAUGGUAGAAUUUGCUGUAAGUAUAGAAGGCAGCCUGUUUUUCAAGUUGAGGCAAUGUUUUUUUUUGGUUGUUUUUUUUUUUUUUUUUUUUUUGGAGAAGAGUGAGGCUGAAGAACAGCUGAUAAGAUAUUUCAAGCAGGCUUUUUGAAGCUGGCUUAACUCAUUAAUUAUACUGGGAUGAGCACAUGAAUUCAGUACUCUAUUUCACAUUUACACUGUGAGGGUGAUUGUUCUUAUGCUCUCUGUAUGUGAUGUUUGAAAGACUGCUGUGGAAAUGCUCUCCACUUUGAAGGGAAGUAAGAAUAUUGCAAAUAGAGUACAUGGUAAGUAUGCUCAGCAGCAUGUGAUGCAGUGCCUGCAACCCAGGGAUUGGAUGCUGAGUACUUUAGAUACAGUGCCUGUGAAAACAGAAGCAGUCUGUGCCUCCAGAGCUGUCUUUACUUGCUUCCAAGUGAAAAAUAAAAGGAAGGAAGGUUAGGAAAUAGAAAGCAUUAAUGGAAACUUCAUACAGUGCCAUGAAUGUUGUAGAGUUGUUGCCUGAGCUUCUCUGUGUGCUUCCUGCCUAGCAAAGCCUGUGGCAUCCUCAGGAAAUAGAGCAGCAUGCUGCACAAACCCGUAUUGACGUUGUGUACCAUAGAUUAGUUUCCUGAGCUGUGUGUCUGUAACUGAGAUGUAAUCUGCAGUGUGCUAGGUGCUACUCUCAGGUGGGACCACAAAUCACAGUUGAAGGUCAAUAGCGUGUGGUGAAGGAAGGUGGGGGGAAAAGAAUAACACAGAAAAAUGUAAUUAAUUAAAACUAGCCUGUUUCUUCUAUGUGAAGCUACUUUUGGGAAGAUGAUGGGCUUGAGUGCCUUUGGAAAGACAAAACUCUCAACAGUCUCCUGAUGCCCAGGAGGUAGCUGUCAGCAAAGGUGAUGUUGCUUAGCUGCCUGGAGAGGAGGAAUGGCUUUGGCUGUAAAAACUGUUAAUAAUAAAAGUUGAACCUCUGGAGGUACAAUAGGUUCCAUCUUCCUGUGCAGAGCAAGCACUCAGAUUCUGGAGAUCUGAUUGUGAGGUGAGAAUCUGGGUAUCUUCUAUAAUGGUUUGGGUUGUGUGUAAUAGGUGAGUGUCCCUCAUGAGGCCUUCCCCCAGGAGAUACAGAGUUCUUAACCAGUGAAAUAUUGCUGCUACUGACCAGAGAGCAACAGGAGGCUCAGAAGAACAUUGCAGAGGUUUUGUUGUUCAGUUUCAUGUUUUAGGCGAUAUUCAGCUGGCUGCUACUGUCUGGGCUUUUGAGGUUUCAAAAGGUUAUGUGCAUUCUUUUCCCUAGUAUUUCUGUGGAGAAGGCAUUGCUGUGGUGAGCCUUACGCUUGGAUUACUUGGCUGUUUUGUUUUGUUUUUUUAAUAGGUAACCCUCUGUAACGUAGGAUAAGCUUCUCUGAAGUCCUCUGGAAUGAGAGCUAAAUUACAGAAGCUGAAAGUUAAUUGCAUAAAAAUUGCACGUGGAUUUACUUCUACAAUUAAUGGCUAUUUCCAGUGUAAUAGGGUGUAAUGUGUGGCAGCUGCAUGCCUUGUACUGUGGUGUGUGAUUUCAUUAUAUUGUGUUUUUUCCACUGUUUGGCUGCAAGGUUGCCAAGUUUCCAGCUGUCUGUGUAGGGCUGUGCCAGCCACCCCUGACACACGGAGUGACAUGUGGGGAGGCUGUGACCUUGUAUGUGGGGGUGGCUGUGGGAGGGCAGGACAGAGCCAGACUCAAUAAUACAGGGCUGCUACCUGGCCUGGAAAGGAAAACUAAGCUACUUUGUGGUAGUAGGCGUUAAAUAAACCACUGUAUUUAUCUGGGAUGAAAAACAUGCAGUGACAGCUAUACCACAGAGCAAGAUUUGCAUGAAUCUCUGGGAAAAGGUGAAUUUGAACAUCUCUUCCCACAUAUCUCUGAGCGAGACCUCACCUGCUUUUGCAACAAAUGGAAUGGCUUCCUCUUCAAACUUCAUCAGACUGGAGAACUCAAACCCUUGGUGUUCAGAAAACAAACCAAAAUGCUGUUACUCUGGGAUUUCUGAAUGACUAGAGGGCAGUAACUACUUCAAGGUAGAUAAUACUACCUGGGAAGUCCUACCGAUGUCUGAAAAAUUGCUUUACGUCUACUCAUACAAGAUUACGAAACUUUGGAACAUAAAUGAUUCUUUCUCCUUGUAGUAGAUUGUAGCAUGCCUGUUGUCGUAGAUAUAGUCCUUUUGAUACCCUGCAGAAUAGAUCUGCUUCUCCCAGGGCUGUAGGCUUUGGCUGUCUUUCUCUUUUUCAUCUCUAGUCUGCAUGUGGUGAUAAGAAACUAAGCAAUAAGGAGUUGGAUGAGUUCAGACCAUGACAGAGCAGUUUGGGGGCAUCUUUAACUCCUGAAGCUCCUUUUAAUUUACAAGUGAAAAAAAUACUCUUUUAUUAUUAUAUAUAUGACAAAUAUGAGGACGAAAGUCAGACUUUCUGAGGCAAAACUUAACGGCUUUUAAGCAAGAAGGGAUAGUGCCUCUCCUCCCUUGUUAAUGAAAUUUAAUAUUGAAACUGCAGGGCUGAUAGCAGACUUCAGAAGAGAAUGUGAAAGCUGACUUCUGCCCUGUAAAGUACUAGCCUCUCCCUCUCAGCUCCUUUACCCCUUGCAGAGGGCAGGUGCCAUAUGCAGUCAUUUUGGCCACUGCACUCCUGUGUGCAUGCAUUGGUGUCACUCGCACAGCUGCUGGUGUGCUCUGGCCUUCCUUUGUUCUCAGGGUUGUGCUUCUUCGUGCCCUAGAGUGCAGUGGGAACCCUGUGUCCAGCUAUAGAUUCAGGUAAUACUAAAAUGCAUAGGACAUCCCAAGUUCCACAUAGUAAAAAAAAACAAACAAAAAACCUCAAAACCCUGAAUUUUGUUUUUCUCCAUAAAAUCCUCCUUUUCUGAAAAGAGUAGCAAGGUUGCUGUGGUUUUGAUCACAGUUAGCCACAAGCAGAGUUAAUGACACUAGGCAGGAAAGAGACUGUAAAAGUGAUUGUUAUAGAAAUCUAUAUUUAAUCUCUCCCAGUGGCUUUUGACUUGCUUAAAGCUGUGCCAUGGCCAUUGUGAUUUCCAAGGCUAUUGAUUUCUGCGCCCCUCCUACCCACCCCACCCCCAAGUUUGGAAAUGCAUUUAAUUCUGUGAUGGUUUUGCUGGCAAUAGGUAUUUCUUUUGACGUGGAAGAAACCUAGAUUAUGGAUCUUGCUCAAAAUCGAUUGUGGGUGGCUUCUGAUGGCAUGGAAAAUCUUAUAUAAGGAUAAUUUAACACGGACCUCCUGUGUUACAGAAGGCCUUAAAAUCAGAAGCCCUCAUUCUGUUUUCAGGUUCCCUAGGAGGCUGCUGCAUCACAGGAGUACACUGCUUCCGUUGCCCUCCGAUGCAGCGUGUACCCUUUUUAACAGGACCACCAGUAAAGGAAAUGUGUGUGGGGGAGGGAGGCAAACAAUGGGAGGUAACAACUAUGAUACGAAAGCAUCAUCAAAAGCUGGCUUCUUUAUAAGCAUAAGAUUGAAGUUUCUGGUCCUAAGAUGAGACUGAUACCAACCCCUUAGUAAAUAUUUGACUUGGCAAAAGCUUAAAUUCAGAUAUUAGAUUCCUUUUCCCUCGUGCAUUUUCUGGCAGCGAGGCUGUUAAUCAGACAGUCGCUGUCUGUGUCUCCGCUCUGCUGCAUUGCUUUCCGUUUAUUGCUUGUAGGGGAUCUGAAACAGCCUUGCUGCCUUGGCAGCAGACUUGAGUCCAUAUGAAAGCUCUGCACCGAGAACAUGGGGCUAUCUAAGCAAAUUCUUGGCUCUGCUGUAGGCACUCGUUAAUUGCUCUUUUUGUGGGAGUGCUCACUCUGGGUUUCUUGCCCAGGUUCUCUUCCAUGGACAGAGCCUAACACACAGUGGUAUGUGUUGCUCAGGGCGCCACAGGUUUCACACUGGAGCGUUUUAAAGGGAUGGAGAGGGGACACUGGGGUGUGUUGUGACCUGGAUGAGUCUGGGAGCUAAUGCUGGCACUUGUUAAUCUGGCCUGUCAUUUUCCAUUUUAUUUACUUCUGGCAUUCAGUUGUCAGAGCAGGCUUUUAUGUGCUGUUCUUUGUGGCUUAGGCUGCUCAGCGCUGCUGCAAAAUCCUUCUAAUCCUUUUUUGCCAUCCAUCUCUUGCAGUGAAAACUCGAUUGACAAAGUGAUGACUUGAAUUUCAGAGAGCAAGUGAGGAUUCAGGUUUAAAAAGAAUAAAGAAGCAACAAAUAUGGCAGGUCUAAUUGGGACAAGGAACUCUUCCAAUAGCUGAAUUAGCUUGUGUGCUGUUGAGGGACUUUACCAGUACCUCCAGUCUUGCUUGCCGAAGGCUUUCAGAGUCAUGUGAUAGCCAUCACUAAGUGCUCAAAAAGAGAGAAAAGCAAAGCAUAACAAAGACAAAAUUUACCGAUCUUUUUUUUUUAAAGAGACAGUGAAACGGUAUUAAGAUUGUCCUGCUUGACCUGCAUAUCCUGUAUUGUAACUUUGCUGAGGGAUAGCAUUGUUGAAGAAGAAACCUCAGCUGAUUUGUCUUUGUUGUUGCAGCAUUGCUUUCUAACAUUCUGCUCAUUUGUUGCAGAAAGAGGUUCUUGGAUGUUCAGACCUAAACGACCUUUAUUGGUUGCCGUUAGAGGCAGAGCCUUCGGGAGCUGACAGUGGCUCCCGGAUAUCAGCUGAGACGUAAGGAUAGUCAGCACAGCACAGCACUACUGCCAAACGUCGUAGCUCCAUUAGUAGAUUACAGCAAUGCUCAGACAAAACUAGACAUUCAGCACUGCAGCUCUGGCUGGAUAAAGCAGGCUUGUGCUGCAGCUAAACAAAACUUCGGAAGGGACAUUCUCAUCUCCUCAUUCUGGCGUCUUGUAAUGAAGUGCUCUGAGCUUGAUUGUCUGGGCAGGAAUACCAGCAGCACCAGUUCUUCAGAAUGCCAAAUCUGUUUUGGGGAUAGGGCUGGAACGGUGGAAGGGGGAUGGCCGUUUUCCCUUGUGUCCGGGGAGGAGUGACCUAUUACUUCUGCUUUUAAAUAUGAAUGAACUCAUUCUCUGUACCUCAGAUACAGACCAUAUGGUGCUCCUGGUAAAAGCCGCAGAUGUUCCUCUCUUGCUGUUUUCUUUUGUUACACAAAUUCUCUUUGUUUUCUUUCUACCCUUUCUGCAGAGGGCUGUAAGAGCACAGAUCCAGUGUAUCAGUAAUUGCUCUGAAUUUUUAAAUGUGCAUUUAAAAAUGAAGGGCACAGAAGGACUCGCAUAAUGGUCCUUCUUGAGCCAUGUUUCUGAAGUGUACACGUGCAUAGAUGGUGACUGAACCCUGCGUUCUGGGUCAGUGUGCUCAGCUGAAUGGUUUCUCCUUCUGCUGUGCUGUUACUUAUGGCCUCUGAACUUUGUUCUUCAGUAUGAAUCAAUGGUCCACCCCACCUUCCUCCUGGUGGCUUGUUUUAGUUUGAUUUUAUUUGUGAAUGCAAUUUCUUUCCAAAUCUGCAUAACUUAACAUACCAGAGCAGUGUUGCUUUAGCAAGGGAGCGGGGGUAUUUCUGGAUGUAAAUGACUACCUUUUAAAAUAUAUUCCCUACCAGUAUAAUUGUUUUUCCUCUUGUUUACCUGAGUACUGUAGCAGUUCAGUAAGGGAGAGAAGGUGUAUGGUGGUGGAUUGCAGCAGAUGAGUAUCUAUGAGCGCCAACAGACCGCAGCAUUGCUCAGUCUGGCACACAGGGAUUGGAAGAUUACACUAUGAAGAGUUGUUCUCUUUGUUUGCAUGGCAGUUUUGUUUGUUUAAAGUGCUUGACACAACACCAAUAGAAACUUUGGUCCUUGCUGGUGAGAGUGACUCAUCUCCUCAGAAAUGACAUUCUUUAUAUUCCUGGGGAGGCCUUGCUGGAAAGAGGCAGCAUCCAAAGCUUUCUGUGAGCCUGCGCUGCUUUGCUGACCUGUGUGAACUUUACCUGUGCUGCUGGAACAAGUGCUGGUGUGAACUGCUGCCUUCUUGCCCGGGAGUAAGAUAAUUAUUUCUCUUUUUCUGUAAAUCUAACCUUGGUCAAAAUCUCAGAAAAGCCCUAGGAUGGAUCUUCUGCUGAGUAUGUUGAUGCAUCAUCUGCUGCUUCACUUUGCAAGGCUAACAGUGUGGGGGUUGAUAUUCCCCCUUUGGGAAAGCAUGGACUUCUCGAGAAGAGAUUUUAUCUGAUCCUUGCAGUGAAGGAAGUGGGGGCAGGUGGACGAUCCUCUCUGGGUUUGAGGGCUUUGCUGCAGAUCAUGUUCCUCUGAAAGAUAUGAUACAAAACUGUCCUACCAUCCGUGCUCAGAAACCAGCAGUCCUCUCUGGAAGACUGACUUCUCUGGGGCCGGCUGUCUUGUUUUGAGGCUAUAAGUCAUUUGUGGUGGGGGCUCCUACUGGUGUGUUUGUGCUAUGCUUCUUAGCAACUGCAAGCCCUUGGAUGCUGUGUUCUUUGAGACAAGGUAUUCCUGCAAGCAGCUUUUGUUGGAAAACACCCUGGCUUGCAGACAGUUCACAGAAGGGACCUCAAGGAUCAUGAAUCUCCAACCCCCUUGCCACAUGCAGGGCAACCAACCUCGCCAUUUAAUACUAGACCAUGCUGCCCAGGACCCCAUCCAAUCUGGCCUUGAACACUUCUAUGGACGGGGCAUCCUCAAGGUGGCCAUUUGGUCAUGCAGAGCCAGCCGUGGGCCACACUAUAUUAAAUAUCCAUUUGUAUAAGAGACUGAAACCUAGAGAACUAUUUGUCAGAGGGAGAAAAGGUGCAUCUGGGGGCACUGGGCUGAGGGCAGAGCAAUUCAGGAGUGAACUUGGGUCCUCUGUCCAACUGCUGUGUAGUUGGCCCACCACAGCCAUUGCAGUAGCCUGUUGUGCCCAUGUUGAACCACACUUUGGCUUAGCAUCAAGCCCUGAAAGACGUGUUCAGCAUCUCUUGAUCCCAGGCAAGAAGUAUAGGAUUGUUCAUAGGUUCCCCCUCUGAAAGCGACAUGGCUGAACUGGGGAACAAUUGAAAAAAAGAAAAAAAAAGAAAAAGGCAACAGGAGAAGCAGCAGGCAGUCUGAAAGUACAUCUGGCACUGGAGAGGAGCCAGUCUGCUCCUUUUUCCCUCGAGCAGGAGAUUCCUAUGUUCCCAGUUGCAGUUGUUUAGGAAAAUGUCAGACAGACAGCUGUAGGGUGGCAAUGACCCCUUGCAUGGAGGACAGUAGCUACAUUACCGAGGUGCAACACCUCUGUGCCUGCACUGAGAAGGGAGAGCAUGGUUCAGCCCUUGUGAAGCAGAGCAAUGCGUUCACACCUCCACGUAGGGUGCUGCAUGGCUGCAGCAUUAGCUUGAAAAUCCACAAAGUAACUGCCCUCAAAACCUUACAAACUCAUUUCUGUAUGCCCAGGGGUGAGUUUUUCAGUCACGAGCAGUCCUGGAGACUCUGCUAAUGAGCUCUACUGAGGAAGUAGCACAAGGAGCUGGAGGGAGAUGGAAGGUUCACUCAGGUGUGUCUGACAUGAAUUGGAGUGUGUGCAGAGAGGGUAAAGGGAUGUGGUAGUAAUCUGAAGGAACAAAAGAGAAAGGAAAGCGGAGGUGAGACCAUGUUAACGUUUGAAGAUGUGGGGAAGGAGCUGGGAAGUGAAGAGGAAGGGCCAACAGCAGUGAAGUAAUGAAUACGCAGUCCUACUCUUUGCCUUAUGAAUAAGUCUGGUUUUAUAAAUCAACAAGGAUCGAGCUUGUGUCAGUGUCUGUAGGUACAGAAAUAAAAAAGGAGUUAAAUAUUUACUGAUGUGUAGUUGAGGGAAGGAAGUCCGUUUCCAAGCAGACUUGCUUUCUAAUUCUUGCUUCUGAGCCAAAUUAUUGGCAUGUUCUGAGACAGAAAUAGCUCGAGUUUCUGAGUGACCUUUUAAUUUCCUUUUCAAUCCUCUGAAUCCACUGUAAUGAACAAAGAGAGCAUUAAGAACAGGCGUGGUGCAGAUCUUAUUGGGUGUUAGCAGCAGACCAAAAAGCUCUGGCUUUCUCCAGGGGUUAGAUCAUAAGAACCUAUUGUGAGAGUAAGACCACAGGGAGCCAAUCAUGACUCGAGUGCAAGAGGUGGCUUCUUUCUGGAAUGGGAGCUCUAGAUGUCCUUGUAGUAGAGUUGGGUGGUUGGUGUUUGUUUUUUUUAAUUCUGAGUUUAUCCAGCAACUAGCACAGUGUGCUCUGAUUCCUAGGCUCAGACUUGUGCCUCCCAUUGCCUUGCAAAUGCAAACGAGGCAGGAGGAACUCCUGAAGAUAGAGGUGCUCCUAAUCAGCCAGAUCUUUCAGGAAUUUUUUUUUUUUUUAGAAGAAACCUUGGUGGGUAAAAGAUGUGCCAUGGAAUGGUAGCACCAAAGAGCAACACAGGAUCAUCUCUUGCCUUGACUAGCCAUGGGUUGUUUCUUCUGCUAGUUAUCUUUGGUAACUUUAUUUUGGAAGCACAGGCCACAGGUUGGCUCAGCAAAUCCAAAGGACUUGCAUAUUGUCCCCAGCCACCACAACCCGAGAAUGGCGGCUACAAAUGCCACCCUAGUCCCUGCAAUGACCCUCUGACUUCAGGCAGUGUCAUAGAGUAUCUGUGUGUUGAAGGCUACAUGCUGAAAGGAGACUAUAAAUACUUGACUUGUAAGAAUGGAGAGUGGAACCCUGCCAUGGAAGUUAGCUGCAGACUCAGCCCGGAAAAGGACUCCCCGCCAACGAUUGGAGUACCCACGCUAUCCAUAGUAGCCUCCACAGCGAGCUCUGUCGCUCUGAUUCUUCUCUUAGUUGUGCUGUUUGUUUUGUUGCAGCCAAAGCUGAAGUCGUUCCAUCACAGCAGGCGAGACCAAGGUGUGUCUGGGGAUCAGGUCUCUAUCAUGGUGGAUGGUGUCCAAGUGGCCUUGCCAUCUUAUGAAGAAGCAGUGUAUGGCAGCACAGGGAACUGCAUUCCACCCUCGGACUCCCGGGUGCAAAUUGUGCUGUCAGAGGGAGCUGGGCAGAACGGAACCAGAGAGAUGCAGCAACAGGACCAAGGGGUUCGCAGUAGCCUUGAUAGAGAAGAUGAAGCCCCCGGACACUCUGGACUGUGUGAAGCUAGUGGUUCUCAGCGUUCUGAAACUGUUCUUGUGCAUCAGGCUGCUACCUCUUCCUGGGUAGCUGGGAUGGCUAGCAGUAGACCUGUACAGAAAGAACUCCAAGAUUCAGAAAGCAGUGACAUACAGAGCCUUUUAUCACUCACUUCCUCUGAGGAAUACACAGAUGAUAUUCCCUUACUGAAGGAAGCAUGAGGCCUGCUGUAUGUGUCUAGCCUUCUCGCUCUUGGACUUCUUCCUUCUCCUCUCCCUGCCUUCAGGACAGAAGCACUCUGUGCAUCCUUCCCCAUCCUCGCGAGCUGUGCCCUGGAUACCUCCAAGCAGAGAUGCCCUCAGCUGAAGAUCCAAAGGAUGUCGCCAGGUUGCCUCCUGGAUGCACCAGUGGGGUUGGUGCAGUGCUGGCUUCCCCAUUCCAUAUGCAUCAGAGACUCAAGGAACGUAGUGGAUUUGAGCUCUCUCUCCUUUUCCCCAGCCAGAUGUUUGACAGCAGUCUCUGAAGAGCUGCUCUUUUCUUGUGCCUUUUUCCUCCUCACACCGGCUUGUUGCAGCUUGGCAGCCUCUCUAGCCCUUCUGUUGCCCAGAGAGCAGGGGCUGAAACCAUUUGCUCUCUGGGUGCAGACAGUUUAUAUAUACAUAUGUAUGUUAUAUAGGCUCUUCUUCCAGCAUCCUCUUUGUAACAGAGCAGGACAAACCACCUCACUGGGACUGACACUGGCCUGGAGAGGGAUCCCAAGUGAGGGGCAGCUUGUAAUAUCUAGGAGCUCCUCAAACGAGAUAGGCUGCAAGGCAGCUUAGCUGUGCAAUAACAGUUGAGAAUUGCUAGAGUACCGAAGGCUGAGAAGUCCAAAACACAGGAAAGCCCUCUGCCCCCUUCUCAGAACACACCUCUGCAAGAGUCCUCUCCUGAAAAAUCACUUUUCUGUCCUUCCUUCACUACUGGUGCAGCCCACUUGGUUAAUUCUGUGUUUCUGGAGGCUGCGAUUGGGACUGUACUGAUGAUAAAAACCACUCUUUCAGCUUUGGUCUGGUGCCAGAGCAUCUGAUGUUAGAUUGUGGAAGAGUCUUGGGAAAUGGCCAGUGGAAAGUGUGCAGAAAGUUCGGAGGCUCUGACUUUCUGUGAAUUGGUAGCAUUCGUUUUUAGGUGUCGGGAAUGGAACCAAAUUUGUGGCCAUGCUCUUCUGAAUAAACUGUGUGUCUUACAGAGCUUUUCAAGUGAAGUUGGUUCUGCACUAAUGCUUAGGUUCCUUUGGUCAGAUCUUCAGGCAGAGAUAAUGCUUUCAGACGUAAUCUGGAAGCAGUUUGUGUGUUUGAAAUUGUCAAGAAAAACUUCCCCAUUGGUGGUGAAUGCUUAGUGCCAUUGGCACAGUCCCGAGUUACCUUCCCAGCUGCACUAGGUAUUUUGGUACUUGAGCCCUCCAUACCACCUAAGAGGCUACUAUAUAGCAAGUGUCUGCUGUUGUGUCCUGACGGGCUUCCGUGGGCUCGCAGAGAAGGGCUUCUUCAUUUUGGCUUGGGGCAACAGCACUUACAGUGUCUCUUCUAAGUACAACACAGGUGGCCCGUUGCUGCAAGAGAAGGUUGGCUACACUAACCAGAGGAUACCACAGCUUAAUCCUGAACAUAAAUUGUGGAGAUCACUUUAAGUUCUGGUAACAGGGAAAAGAAAAUCCAAAAAUAUGUAUACCUCUGCUCCCUACAGUUACCUACAGCAGGUCAGAAUAUCCUGGUUGCUGUUAAGACGACUUCAUUUUUUGCAGCAGAUCAACUUACUUUGGGGUAGGUGAACCAGUCACAGAUCUGGGCUGCCUCUUUAGAGGGAUGGUCUGGAAACUGGGUUCCAUAGAGCUGGUUUUAUUAGGAAAAGUUGGCUUCUUAAAUGCAGGUAUGUUGUCAUAACUAUCCUGAAGUAGCCAGAGAAGUAUGAGAAGUUGCUAAAUUUUCAUUUGAGUUGAAGGAGCAAAAUGCCACAGCCUGAUAUGUCAUGUGGCAAUGAACAGGUAAAUGGGGGUGUUCUUUGCUGCUUUGCUUUUGUUUUAUGAUCCUUACUGUCUUCAUCCUUGUUGCUCCAAGAUCAUGCUGUCAGACCAAUUAGUAAAAGUGACAUAACACCUUAAAAAUAAAGUAAUAUUUGCUGUGGCUUAGCUCUGGUUCCUGGAAAUGGGACUUGGCUGCAGUGUCUGGCCCUGCACCUGCUGUUUCUGAUUAGCUGCUUAAUCCCAGGGCAGCUGGGUCAGUGCGUGCCUGUGGAUGGAACAAUCAUUUUUCCCUCAUCCCUGUUCGGAGGGAUAUUAAUAAUUUAAGAAUGCAGCAUUUUCCUUCCCUGUUGCUCAUGUUCUCUUUCAUUAACACAAGGACUUGAUAAAUCCAGUUUGGUUGAUUUAGGUAUUCUUUUGUUCAGCUGAAAUGAUGAAAAUCCCAUGUUGUUUUACAGUGGGCUGUUUUGUUUCGUAUUCAAGGACUGUCGAGUGAUAAUGUUUACACAUCUCUUAUUGAAAUUUUGGAAAAACAAGAGUGGAAAUGUUUAUAUUUAGUUUUCAACUCCUACCUUAACAAUUAAAAUUGUCUCUUUCACUGGUUUUAUCAGGGCAUGUGGAGAGACUGAGCAACUGCAAGGCUGAGGAGGAGAAUAUCUGACUUUUCUAAGUCACGUAUUUUCUAAGACCUAACCAGCUCAGAGCAGGAGUUGCUCUUAGAUUCUUAAGGACCUUCCUGCUCAAACCUGAGCAAUCAGGGAAUAGAAGUUAGGCGUGUGCUGCCUUCCUGCAAGGAGCAGUCCUUUUGGCUCAUUACUGGUUUGGUGAAAGAACCCCUUAAUGAAGCUGGAAGCUGAUGCCAAGGCUGACCUUGCCCUGGAUGAGUGCCUGCUUAGCUAGCAGAAAGCACGUACUGUGUGGUCCUGCCUCUGCUCUCUGCUGUUAUAAAGUAAGCAGCUGCCAGCUUAGGAGAAAAAAAAAAAAUUCUGUUUGGGUGGGAAGAGAAGGAAGCUGCACAGAAGAGGGAGUGCUUUCAUUUUGUUUCACUUACAGAAAUUAUGGAAAACAGCUUUAGUAAUUGGGAAAAAUAUGCAGAGGUAGGAGGAAAACAAGCAAGCAUAGGUCUUGUGAUCAGGCUGUAACAGUCAGCCUCUGUUGGGCUGCUUGGGGAUGAAGCAGGAGCUCCCAGGAUGCUUUAUAUUUUCAUAUAAAAGAGGGUAGAAUGGUUGGGGGAGGAACCUAAGCAGUGACUUCUUGACAACUUUUUCCAAAUGGGAGAGGGAUUAAGGACUCAUUUCAUUUACUGGUCAACGAGUGAUUGUUACUUUUUUGUUCUUAUUCUGUGGAGGAUUGGGAAGGCCUUGGGACAGAGGUUUAGGAAGAUUAACUAAACUGAAGUAUGCUGUCUUCUCUUCUGCGAGCAAGGGCUGACAUGUAAGGGUCCCUCAGCCUGAGUCCUGCUCUUGCAGGGUUUUGGUUGUCUCUAAGAGUAUCCCAAGGAUUGUUGUCACAGGGAGGUCUCCGUGUGCUGAUGGGGUGUGUGGGGGCUCAGCCUGACAAGAUGCAGCAUAGUGGGUACCUUGCUUUGGUUUCUUUUCCACCUUUUUUCCCACCUACACCUGACAAAAAGAAUUCAGAGGGAAGUACGUUUCUUAUUUAAUGCCCCUGCUGUAAUCAUCUUACAUUGUGUCAUUUGUGCUUGGCCCCAUGAAAUGCAACAACAUUAAAAUGAAUUACAGUGGAAGAAUAAAAAUAGCACUUUUUACUUUUUUCUUUGGUAGGUUAUUUUGGGAUCCAAUAUUUAAAAAAUAAAAGGGCAAGUCAGAAAUUUAAACUGCUAUGUGCAAUAGAAAGAUGGGGACAAUUGCAAGGAGCAGAGCUUUGAAGGAGCAGCAGGCUGGGCUGCUGGAAGUAACCACGUGUUAGUUAAGUGAUGUGCAGUGCAGAACUGGGAAUGCAGGAAGGGAUUGGGGUGGGUGAGGAAGAGCUGUGGCCAAUAAGAGAAGUAUGCUGCAGGCUAAUGAUAGCCAAUGCCUUCAUGACCAGGUUCUAAGGGAGUUGUGCUUUGUCUGGAUUUAGCAGGCCUCUAGGCUUGCUGGAUAAAAGUAUUAAUGUACAACUAGUAGGACACUGAGAUCUCCUUGCUGACCUUGGAACAGGCUUGCAAAGCCUGGUUUUCAUGUUCUGAUAGCAGUUGUUCUACAGCAUCUGCCUUUUUAUUCUCUCCAGAUAUCAGAUUAAAUUGAUUUCACUUUCUGGUUUCUGUAUAUAAAUGCAAUAAACCCCUAUCCAUUUUCCACAUUGACCUCACCCCAGCCUUGGCCUUCAGCCCUUCCUGGGGAGCUGCACGUUGAACUUGUUCUUUGAGAAAACCUUUCUUUGCCGAAGAACUUUAUUUGAAAAAAUUAUUCUCUAUGAAAUGCUUUGAAACUGCAUAGAGGUUUCCUACAGCGGGUUUCAUUUUAAGGCAUAUUUUUAUACAGGAGAUGAGUCCUCCUCCAGUCCUUCACCCCUUUCCCCUGCCCUCCCAGCCAGUUGGGUGCAGGGUGUUUCCCACACAGGCCCUAUGUUCAGCACUGCUUCAGGUAGAUUGCUGCAGGUUCCCUUCACAUCCAUGCCCACCAGAGCAGGGUCCUGACGCUUUUACAUUUCUUUUCGUAGGCUCUGCUUUUGCUUCCUUCCUGGGGUAGGCACGGACAGAGGCAAUGGAGUUGUGCUGGAAAACGUUUCAGUUCUGAUUCUCAACUUCACUUUUUUUCCCACUCAAAAAGAACAGAAAGCUAAGUUGCCUAGGAAGCAGCUGUGCUGUGCUGUGGUGGGCGGACUGCUGGUAGCUGCUGGUGCGAAUGCAAGGAGAGCUUGGUUGCCUUUGGUGCAUUAAUCUUUUCUUCUUUUCCUGUAUGUGUUGGUUGUUUUUUUAAUUCUGAAUUGCACCACUAUGGAAUUAUUUGCAGAAUGGUACUCCAUAUGUAUGUGGGAUUAAAAACAAGACCGUAAUUGAUGCUGUGCAGGAUGUCACUCAAUCAGUUCUAUUUUGCUUUAUUUUAUAUAUAUUUUCUGGUAUCCUGUACAUUGCGGUGGGUGUGAAGAUAGUAUUUUAAUAUUUGUACAAAGUUUAAUUUAAUUGUUCUCUGUAUAUAACUGCAUUUCUAAAUUAAAAAAAAAAAGUUCUUUUGAA